Molecule: messenger RNA, 2691 nt
Organism: Pygocentrus nattereri (red-bellied piranha)
Lineage: Eukaryota; Metazoa; Chordata; Actinopteri; Characiformes; Serrasalmidae
Gene: meox2a
Product: mesenchyme homeobox 2a
Exons: 3
Coding region: 595-1476 (293 amino acids)
Biological process (GO): positive regulation of transcription by RNA polymerase II
Cellular component (GO): nucleus
Molecular function (GO): DNA-binding transcription factor activity, RNA polymerase II-specific; RNA polymerase II cis-regulatory region sequence-specific DNA binding
Source: RefSeq, a predicted model, not a curated record
GCACCUUCCCCUCCCGUCCUGCUCCGCUCCGCACUCCGCUUCAGCUCGGCAGCCGACAUUCUGCUCUCAUACAAUCCUCAGCUGCUGCUGCUGUUUACUCAGCGCCGCCUCACAGCUCUCACCCGCCGCACGCUCUGGAUUAUCACAUACACACUGGGGCAUGCAGACACACAGGGGCAAACACACACAUAUAUAUGUAGAUGCAAACACUUUUCUUCCUUUUUUGUCAUAUUUUUUAUGAAGUGAGAAGAAAACUUUUUUUUUUUUUGGUUGAAAGUUUUUUAUCUGGGAUUUGACUUUGGAAGAAGAAAGACUUCUGUGUGGCCUGUCUGUGUUUUCAUUGCAUUUUUAGGAGUCUACUUUUCAGUAUCUAUAUUUUUAAUAUUGUAAAUCGUACAAAGUACACAAAAUGGUUUGUUUGCUGAACAGUCUGUAAACUUCCGUUGUUUUUUUUUUUAAAGGUUCUGCUUAAUAUUCGUGUUACUUUUUAGGACACCUUUUAUGAAGUGAGAAGAAGGGAAUUUAUUUAACUCUUAUUUGGGAGGGGCUUUUUUGUGAUUUUGCAUGAAGAAAUAAAAUCUGGUUUUGCAUGCAAUGGAUCACAGUCUGUUCGGCUGCCUGCGCGGCCCUCAUGCCCCUCCUCAGGCCCUGCACCCGGCCUUUGCUCUGCAUGGACGCCCCGAGCACCUCUCUUACCCCGACCUUUCCUCUUCCUCCUCCUCAUCCUCCUGUAUUGUGAGUGGUUAUCCGGGUCAGGACGGCCUAUUCGGGGCUCACGGGCACCAGCGUGGACCUCCAACCGCCCAGCAGCAUCACCCUCCACCACAGCAGACCGGCUGGCACAUCCCGCAAAUGCCCAGCGUAUCGUCAGCUAGCGCACGCCUGGGCCUGGGCAUGACGGCCCCUGACUCUGGCUCUUCAGACAUGGCCCCUGGAGGCCCCAGCCUCUGUGCCAGCACACCCAGCCUGGUCGGAGCCGUGCCCUCUGGGGCCUCCUGCCUGCCUGGGGGAGAUUUCGGGCGUCACACACUUUCUCCAGCUGAGGCAGAAAAGAGAAACGGGAAGCGGAGGAGUGAUAGCUCAGAAUCCCAAGAUGGGAAUUACAAAUCAGACGCAAGUAGCAAGCCCCGGAAGGAGCGGACGGCGUUUACGAAGGAACAGAUCCGCGAGCUGGAGGCGGAGUUUGCUCAUCACAACUAUUUGACCAGACUGAGGCGUUAUGAAAUAGCAGUAAACUUGGAUCUCACUGAAAGGCAGGUGAAAGUGUGGUUUCAGAACAGACGAAUGAAGUGGAAGAGAGUGAAGGGUGGACAGCAGGGGGCAGUGGCAAGGGAGAAAGAACUAGUCAAUGUGAAAAAGGGGACCUUGCUGCCCUCUGAGUUUUCGGGCAUCGUUGGACUUCACCACACAGCGGACUCCUUGGUCAACGAAGACAGUCAUGACAGUGACCUGAGCUCUGAGCAUGCUCAGUUAUGAUACAAAGAAGCAACAGCUGCCCCUGAGAUGCUGCUUUGGGGUCAUGUUUUGUCCUAGUGCCACGGUGGUCAAGGCUGCUCUUUAUGAAGGAGGGCCCGAUAAUAGAUCAGCAGUUCCCCCAGGGCUGCAGAGCAAACCACGCAAGAAGACAGCGCACUUGUUUUCUCUCAGGAACGUCCCUAUUACGACUGCUGGUAGCUGAUAGCUGAGUGACAACAUGUAUGUGCACAUGUACAAGGAACUGGUGUGUCAUAACUGACCUAUGGUAUGACUGUGACAUAUACUUUGACAUUAGGACACUAAGAGAAAAUUUAUGAUUAUCAGGGUCAAAGUUCCUUGCCAUAAAUUGAUAAACAUAGUUUACAAGCUGAGAGGGUUUCGAUACAUUGCACUCUCAUUAGGUUUAAAGAAAUGGCUCAUAGAAAAAAUCAAAUAUACCCAAUUUACUCCUUACCCCAAACAUACAUAUCUACCUCUGUCCCAGUAUAGACUCUGAGAGUUCUUUGUUUACCCUAAAAUAGAAUUUAAAACUCUAAAAUCUUUCAAACUUGCAAAAGAUGAAUUCAGACUUCAGAAUCUGAAUUCAGCUCUCACUCGUCUCCUCUUAGUAUUAUUUCUUAAACAGCAGUAUCUUCACACACAUUAAAGCAGCUUACACAUGAUCGCAGCUUUCUUUGUAUUUUAAAUAAUCCAAAAUGAGGGACAGAAAGCUGCUUAUGAAUUAUGAAAAUUAUAACAAAAGAAGAUGAAAAAUGCUCAGUGUUGCAUGACUCUUAGCAAACAAAAUGCCUUGUAAUGGUACAUUUUAAAAGUUAACAAGGGAAAAAUCUUAUAAUCUUAUCCAGAUGCUCUUAUACAGAGUGACUUACAAUUUUACAAAUUUUCUACAGAGCUAGGUGAAGGUAGUAGUGUUGGGAAUCUUGCCCAGGGACCAGGAUUGGUGUAUGUAUAUAUAAAAGCCGCUCCUUUUAGGUUGCAGGGGGAGGUGCCAGUCCAUCACAGGGCCUAAUUGGUAUAGCAUUUAAAAUGUGUAGAAGUUUAAAAUGCAUAAAUUCAUUAAAAUGAUUACUGCAGACUUCAUAAUCUGAACAAAUCUGACUGCUACUAUGGGGAAAUAUGAACAAACAUACAGUCACAUGCAAAAGUUUGAACACUCCUGGAUAAAUGACUAAUUUUGUUGCUUUUCUAAGUGGAAAUAAUUCAUCCUUCACAGGG